Molecule: messenger RNA, 4190 nt
Organism: Procambarus clarkii (red swamp crayfish)
Lineage: Eukaryota; Metazoa; Arthropoda; Malacostraca; Decapoda; Cambaridae
Product: class A basic helix-loop-helix protein 15
Biological process (GO): sensory organ development; positive regulation of transcription by RNA polymerase II; axon development
Cellular component (GO): nucleus
Molecular function (GO): E-box binding; protein dimerization activity; DNA-binding transcription factor activity, RNA polymerase II-specific
Source: RefSeq, a predicted model, not a curated record
UUGACAGGCAGUAUGGCGGUGGCCGCGGGAGUGUGAGGAAGGGCUGCUGCUCCUCCGCUCUCACUGCUCACACCGCUCUCAAACCUUGUAUCAGAUCAUUCACGGUGUUGCUGCUGCUGCUGCUCCUGCUGAAGGUGGCUCUUAUGCUGCAAGCUACUCUAUCACACCAAGAUCGCACGUUCAGAAAGAUGCAUCGAUCGUACAGGAUACUGAAGCUCAAAGCUUAGGUGAAAAUAAUAUAUAUAUACCGAAAAAAAAAGUGUAAAAAAAACCUGUGGCCUGACCGCAAAAUAUCAAGCUUGAUUCUUGCGACAACUGUGUGAGCUUGCAAAAAUAUAUAUCUAACACUAGGAAAGAUUUUGUAAAAAUUCGGUGAAUGGACUUGAGGUGAUAGUAAAAGGACGUGGGGUGUCAACACUUGUCAUGUAAGGAUAUGACAGUCGGUGGAAAGCUGUCAACCACUGACAAGUAACUUCAUGAGUUUUUCCCCGACCUGUUUUUUUCCGUCCAUAUAGUUUUAAAACCACCACCACCACCACUCCCUGAUUAUAUAAUGUGACUCGUGGUACUGGAGUCCCAUGUACUGAAGUGACCGUAUAUAAUAAGAAACUUUAUAUAUAUAGUGCUCAAAGAGAUUGAUUGUUGUGGAGCAGUAUUAUGUACUUAAGACUCAUUAUAAUCUCUGGUACGGUAUUAAGUGGGGACCAUUUGAACUACUGAUACUAAAUCUGUGAUAUUUACUAGGGGAAGUGGCAAGCUGUAUGUAACUGGCUGAUUAAUGCACUUUUUUUAAGUUGAACUGCCACACACUUUCAAAGUCAGCCGUGUGAAGUUUAUAAAAUUAUAAUCUAUAUAAGUGGUUAUAGAAAGAUAGACAUCUGAUAAAGCAAACAGACAAUUUGCUGUCGAACACUCGCUCUGAAAUGCCUUUUGAGAAGCACUGUUCCUUGGCAGUGAAAUCCAAACAGUGUGUUGAAUGCAAGAAAGACUAACCUCGGGUAAAGUUCCACCCCGGGCACCGCCGGGUCCCACCACCAGAAUGCGAGUGACUGGUCUGGUGAGCGGGUACUGGGGAGGCGCCGGCGGUGUCGAGGACGAGGAGGUCGACGUCGAGGCCCAGUUCCCAGCACACACCCCUGGCACCACCCACCACGCUGCUCAACGGCGCCCUGGUGAGAAUGAGAAUGGAGCAGAAGGCAGUGGGUCUGACUCCCAGAGUGAGAGUGGCAUCAGCAGCAGUAGUGGGAGUAGCAUGAGCAUUGCUGGCCAAAAGCGUAAGAAAACUAGUUUGAGUGGGUCUACAGGUCCACCUCGACGAGGUAAAAAGAGAAGAUCUGGGAUAUCUGCUAGAGAAAGAAACCUUCGGCGACUAGAGAGCAAUGAACGUGAAAGAAUGAGAAUGCAUUCACUCAACAAGGCUUUCCAGGAGUUACGUGAAGUCAUCCCACAUGUGAAGAUGGACAGAAGGUUGAGCAAAAUUGAGACCCUGACACUGGCAAAACAUUACAUUAUGGCCCUCACCAACACCGUCUGUGAUAUGAGAGGUGACGAGAAACCAUACAAAUUUCUGGAGGCUUUUGUGAACCAGGAAGAUGAAAAUCCAGAUGAUGAUGAAGAGGAAGAAGAAGAGGAGGAGGAGGAAGAAGAAAUGGAAGAAAUCAAUAAUAAUGGUGUCACACAAGUCGUAUAAAUUAAACUUGAAGUACUCGAUGGGUGAGUUAAUUAGACCAAAGUUACAUCAUAUAUAUAUAAAAACUUUUAAUGUUUUGCGGUAUGCAAAUUUCAUUAAAGCGCAUAAAUAUGUUGGGGUCGGGGCAUGACGGUAACAAUCAUUAAACACAAUAGAAUGGUCAUUGCUAACUUGUAUUUCAUGUCAUCACAUUUUGAAACUGUACUAUUUAUUUUCUGUUUAUAAAUUGAGUGAAAUUCUUAAAUUGUGUGAUGUUGCUUUCAUGCCCCGACCCAUUAAUUAAUGCCCUUAAUAGGAAAUUAUGAAAGUGUUAUAUUAAAGAUUGAAUAUCUUCUUUGAGGUAAAUAUUAUCUGAAUUAUUUUGUAAUAUAAUUUUUAUAUCAACAUUAAUAUAACUAUUUAUAUUUAUAUAUAUAUUAACAAUGCUGUUAUAAAUUAUAGUAUCAAAUGCUUUAUUGGAGUGAUGUGGAUUGUGCAAUAUUGUUAUUUUAAGAAAUAAAAUGUAUGAAAAAAUUGAUAAUUAUAUAACAAAAACAACACAUCUUAACUUGCACAUUACAGCUUUCCUAGCAACUUGGUGAGCUUGUGCAAGAAGAGGGGAUUCAUGGGAAUAUUGCACAACAGCUCUCAAGAUGCCAUAAAUGAAAAAUAUUAUUUUUUAUGGGAAGAUAAAAUUAGUCUGGAGAUUUUUUGUUUUUGUUUUCUUCCCACUGAAGGCCCAGUGCCUCCCAUGUCAUGUGUGUGAACGGGGGUAAAAGUGUUGUAAACCUGAACACAAUUUAAAAUAAAAGUUUGAUGCCUCCUCCUCCUCUGUCAUUAUUUUAAUUUAAAAAAUAAAGAAUUAAGAUAGUUAUGGAGAGAUGCCAAACUUGCUUUAAAACUUAUAAGUACUAUUCCAUCUUGUGGAUAAUUUUUAACCAUUCCUGAUGUGAUGAAUUAUAAAGCAAUUAUAUUUUCUUACUGUUGUGCAGUGGAUUACUUUUGUAAAAAAAAAAAAAAAAAGUUGCAUACAUGAAUUUAAUAAAUGAUUUACUAUUUGCUUGGUGGACACAAUAGUUGCCCCUGGCAGGUACUGAUUACGCUUUACAAACCUUCGUGGCUAACAAUUAUACCAGCACUUAGUGUGUGGAUUAAAAAUGUACAGUAAACAUUUUACAAUUAUGUAAAAUCAUGGUCUACACUUGUAAAACUACACCUCACAAGCACAUGGUUGUGUUCGAAGGUUGGAACUGAAGCAAAUCAUGAAGUCCCAUCUCCAGGCUUGACAUUUGUUUCCACCACAGCUUAUGUAAAAUUAUAGAAUAACUUGUCUGUGCUAUUUGAAACUUUGUGCCUUAGUGAUACUUGUAUUUCGUGUGGUUGCUCUCUCUAUUGGUUGUGGUGGAUAUGCCUAUUUGAAGUAUUAUGCUUUGUAGACAAUACAUCUGCCUUAUGGUUAUUGAUUUCAUGUUUAUGCAUACCCAAUCAUUUUCAUUUAUACAUUCUAUUUGUUUCAAAGAUCAGUUUACUUCUCUAUUGCCAUUUUAUUAAUAUUUAAGUUUACCUACACAAUUUUUGUUAUACAUAACAUGCAGUCACACAAUUGAAGUAGGAAGCUUUUUCAUUAUGAUGGCUUGAGAAUUUGAUGAUCUAUCUACAUAUGAAUAUAUUCAUCAUUGCAUAUUAGAUAGCUGGCAUUAAAUUUGGCUCAUAUUGUCUUCCAAACAACAAAAGUAUUGUUCAUAGAUCUUAACUGCUGCAAAAGAAAACAGGAACUAUGGAACAGAGGAAUAUACCAUGCAAAUAGUAAAUUCAGGCAUUAUAUUUUUUGUUUUUCCAGUCAGAAAUAUACAUAAAACUGCAUUUAAUUCACUAGCCAUUUUCAAAAUAAAUAGUUCUUUAAAGACAACUAUUAUAUAUGUUACUCAAAUAUAAUUGAUGGCAGGGUUAAUUGCCACCAGAUACUGUUGAUGUGCUCCCAGGGAAGGUUUAAAUCUUGGAUUGAUCAUUAGUUUCUUAAGCUUUCCUUGUUGUGAGCAUUCUUGUCCUGGUUUGUGAGUCGGAGUUCAAAUCUUCGAUGAUCCAAGUGAAUUGAAUGUUAUUACCCAUGAUACUGCAGUUUAAAAUAAAUAUACUAUAAAUAUAUAUGUACAUAAAAACAGCAUAGUGAAAAACCAGUAUGGCAAUGUUUCUUUGUAAGCUACAUAAAAGUAAAUUUUAUUUGGAAGUCACGCAGUUGGUUUGAGGUUUAUUUCAAUCAUAUCCUAUCAGAGUAAUAUAUUUUGUAUUGUUAAUGUUCUUUCCCCAUGAACUACCAAAGAUUAAGAACUCAGAAUGUUGUUUUAAUGAAGUACUAGUGCAUACCGACUAAUUAAACUGAGCUUCACAAUGAAACAUUUUCAAUCCAGCACUACUUCAAUGACUUGCAAAAUGGUCAUGAAGGCAGACACAGUAUUGUGAAAAUAAUAUAUUGCAGAUUGAAGAUUUUUAUCUUUAUAAUAAAAUUUAUUGUAUGAGGUAA